AUGCCGCGCGCGACGAAAGCCGGAGCGAUCCUCGUGAAGCUCCUGUCCACCGCGGAGACGGGGUUCUUCUACGUCAAGAGGAGGAACCCUAAGAAAAACCCCGUCCCGCUCGAGUUCGUCAAGUACGACCCGAAGGUCCGGAAGCACGUCCUGUUCAAGGAGAAGAAGCUCAAGUGA
Micromonas pusilla CCMP1545 is the source of this 177-nucleotide messenger RNA. RefSeq lists its product as uncharacterized. Lineage: Eukaryota; Viridiplantae; Chlorophyta; Mamiellophyceae; Mamiellales; Mamiellaceae. The transcript has 2 exons. Gene Ontology annotation, biological process: translation. The record is from RefSeq and is a predicted model, not a curated record. Bases 1 to 177 code for a protein of 58 amino acids. Gene Ontology annotation, molecular function: structural constituent of ribosome. Gene Ontology annotation, cellular component: ribosome; large ribosomal subunit.